AUGGACCACGCCGUUAACUUUCGAGCCUCCACCACAUCCACGGCGGCGGAGAAUCGUGACCUUCUUCCGCUUCCUUCCAAAACUAGAGAGGAAGGCGAACUCUCUUCCGACAACGACGACGAUGCCGACGAUAACCAUGAAAGCUCUACUGUGCCAUCCACCCCUGCUGUUGGGACUGGUUCUGUUCCGUUGGUGCAAAAGAGUACCCUUGGUGUUCAGGGUGGUUCCAGUAAUGUACAGUUGCAAACUACCAGACAACCAACUACUCAGAAGGACUUGAAAAAGAACCUAUUACCUCCUAAAUCUUCUUCAUGGAUUGGUCAUGUCGGCACUGAUAAAAAUCUUGUAAUAAGCUUCUCUGAUGAUGACAGUGGUAGUGAACAUGAAACUAAAGGUAAUCUAUCUAGGUUAGAUAGCAGUGUAAAGAUGACUAACUCAUCCUUGGAAAAAUCUAACAAGUUAAAGCAAGCAAGUUUACCCAAGGAAGUGCCCAAGAGAUCAUCCUUAAGUCGCACAUUUGUCUCAUCAAUGACCAGAGUCCCUGGUUCUAAUUCUAAGGGUGUUGUAUCCAUGCCACCAGUACAGGGAUCAAGAGCUAGAAAUUUCAAUACAAUGAAAAAAACUUUGACAAUCCAAGAGCGUGGACGGGAUCAAGGAUUGGUGUCAAAUGACAAUAAACUUCAGGAUUUGCGGCAUCAGAUUGCACUUCGGGAAAGUGAACUCAAGCUAAAGGCAGCCCAGCAAAAUAAGGAGAGUGUUUCAGUUUUGGGUAGGGACAACAGUGUCAUGAACCCAAUGAACUUGGUGUCAAUUGCUAGGAAAAAUACUCCAGUUUCCUCGGGACCUGCACAUUUAGAGCCAACAGAGCCAGAUAGGAAGCGCUUGAAAAUUAGCACAUCUAAUGGUAUCUGUCAAGCUGUUGAUAGUCAGCAAGAAGUUCCUGCUGUUAAAUCAUCUUUGCCACCGAAAGACUCUACAUUAGAAAACUAUUAUCCUCAGGAGAGAAACAAGGUUGAUUGUGGCCAAAAAGAGAUUCCAUUAUGUAGAACAGAGCCAAAAACUGUCAUAUCACAAAGGCAACCUGACAAUCAUCUUGACAACCCAUUAGAAAAUAUGCCUCGUAGAUCAAGAGAUGGUGAUGUCAAUUAUGAUUGCAAUCAACCUGAGAAGAGUUGUAGGCUGGUGAAUCCUGGUGUUGCUUUGAACCAAAAUGCAGCGCUGGCAAAUAUGAGUUCCAAUACUGUGUCUAAAAAUUUUAAUAGUGUAGGGUUUCUUUAUCCAUCAAGUUCCUCCCUGACUAAAUUUCUGGAAGCAUUAAACAAUGCAGUUCUUUUGAAUCAUAAUGACACUGUAAAUGCCUCAGAGCAUACCAAUGCAGAUUUACAAUCAUAUUUUGGUAUGGAAGAAUUAAUAGACAAGGAACUAGAGGAAGCUCAAGAGCAUCGGCACAAAUGUGAAGUUGAAGAACGAAAUGCUCUUAAAGUUUAUCUUAAAGCUCAGCGGUCUUUGCUUGAGGCCAAUGCCCGAUGCACCAAACUUUAUCAUAAAAGGGAAUUGUAUUCAGCUAAGUUACGAUCUUUAAUUUUGAACAGUUCUGGGUUCUCUUGGCCUUCAGGGCAGCACCAACAUCCCGGUAUAGAGUUGGAUUACUUACCUAGACUUGGAUAUGAGCUUCCCACAUCAAGCUGUCAGAGGCAGGCUGAGUAUAAUGAUAUUAAUAAUCCCAGUUUUAAUUCUAAUAAUCGAGGGAUCAAUAAUAGGCAUUCCAAUACAUCCAAUCACCAAGUGGCUGGAGCAAAUUUAGGGUCUGAACCUUGUGGUGAACCAGAUGCCAGUACAUCAGAGCCAUUGCCACAAAGGGAUACUUAUGCUGCAGAUGAAGUUUACUCUCCUUCGGAUGAAUUAGGUACAUCAGCUAAUGAAAAUGAAGAGAGCUCUCCAUCUGGACAUGUUUCUAAUCAUCAUGAUGCUGACUAUCUUAGAAAACAAGACUCUGUUUCUAAAUUAGUGGACAGAGAUAUAAUAUCUAAUGCAAAUUUUUCAAAUCAUAACCCCCAGGACACUUUGCUGCUUGAGGAAAAAUUAAGAUCUGAAUUAUUUGCACGAUUCAUGACAAGAUCUAAGAAGAGAAGUAAUUCGUGUAAUGAUGUAGAGCCUGCUGCUGAACGUGGGGCUGAAAAUGAGGUUGGAAAUGAGAAAACCCAGGUGCAUCAAAAUAUGGCUCUUCCACACUCUAGGCAGGAAGGCAUUGAGAGUCAUGAAAGGAGCAUUUUUGUGGAUGUGAGCGAGAAUCAAAGUCAGCAAAACACUGGUGGAAAUUCUUUGAUUGUGAACCACAGCAUUGGUUCAAGAGUUCAAGGAGAUAUGCCUUGUGAAGGUCGCCUGUCUACAAAUACAGUGGACAUCCCACCUUUGAUUUUUAGGAGUGCAUUCAGUGAGCUGAGAAGCAUAUUUUCAUUCAAUUCAAAUCACUUACAGAGUAAAAAUAUGUUUAUUCAUGCUAAUGAUGGCCGAAAUGAAAAGGCUACUUACCUCAGUUCUGAUGGAAGAAAGUGUAGCAAUGUGUUUGCAAUAUCAAUGCCUGUCACUAUUGGAAAUUUACUCUCAGAUGACAGCUCUUAUGGCUACAGUUCUGCAGUUGAUCCAUUUUGGCCACUUUGCAUGUAUGAGCUGCGAGGAAAAUGCAACAACGACGAGUGUCCCUGGCAACAUGCUAAGGACUAUGGUGAUGAAAACAUUCAGCACACUGAUUCUAAUAAUGCAGGUUGUCAAGGCAGAUUACGAUUGCAUCAACAGAACUGUAAUGGUGUUGCAAAAGUUCCCAAGUAUCACAAAGCUACGAUUCUACCAACUUACCUUGUUAGUUUAGAUACUCUGAAAGCAGAUCAAUUUGCAUAUAAACCUUUUGUGGCACAUAGAUAUGCUCAAUGGUCGCAAAAACAUUUCACCCUUACUUUAGCUACUUCAAAUCUGCUUGGAAAUGUUUUACCUGCCGGCGGUCCAUUGUUACAUGGUGGCACUGAACGCAUAGAGGUCCAUGGGGCAUGCAAUAAACAAUUGUCUUCUUUUCAUUGGAGAAGUGGAGCUGGGCAGGCUAUGGCUGAUAGCGAACAAGCCGUAGAGAUGGCUCUUCUUAUUCUCAACCAUGAAAUUGAUAAAGUGCAAGGUGUAAGGAAGGCCCUAUCUGUACUGUCAAAAGCACUGGAAAAUGAUCCUUCAUCUGUGAUUCUCUGGAUUGUCUAUCUACUCAUUUACUAUGGAAAUUUGAAGCCAAAUGAUAAGGAUGACAUGUUCUUGUGUGCGGUUAAGCUCUGUGAAGAAUCUUAUGUACUGUGGCUCAUGUACAUCAAUAGUCAGAGAAAGCUUGAUGACCGAUUGGUUGCCUAUGAUACUGCCCUUUCAGUUCUCUGUCAGCAUGUAUCUGAAACUUCCAAGGACAUAAUACACGAAAGUGCAUGCAUAUUAGACCUGUUUCUGCAGAUGAUGCAUUGCUUAUACAUUUCAGGGAAUGUUGAGAAGGCCAUUGAAAGAAGUUAUGGAAUAUUCCCUACUUCAACAAAAUCCAAUAAGCCUCAUCAUCUGUCACUCUCAGAUAUACUCAAUUGCUUAACAGUUUCUGACAAAUGUGUAUUCUGGGUUUGUUGUAUUUACUUAGUUAUUUACAGGAGAUUGCCUGAUGCUGUAGUUCAGAAGUUUGAGUCUGAGAAAAAUCUCCUUGAUAUUGAAUGGCCCUUUGUCAAUUUAUCUGAAGAUGACAAGGAGAUGGCAAUUAAACUUGUGGAAACAGCUGUUGAAUCUAUUGAUUCUUUUGUCUAUAAUGAAUCUGGAAAAAGUGAAGUUAAUCUCAGGUCUGCUCAACUUUUUGCUCUCAAUCAUCUGAGAUGCAUGGCUGCUCUUGAUAGCAGAGAUUGUUUAAGAGAGUUACUGGAUAAAUACAUUAAGCUGUAUCCUUCCUGCUUAGAAUUGGUCCUGGUAUCAGCUCGAAUACAAAAACAGGAUAGUAAUGUUGAUAGUUUCAUGGGAUUUGAGGAAGCCAUUAACAGAUGGCCAAAAGAAGUUCCUGGUCUCCAGUGCAUCUGGAAUCAGUAUAUUGAAAAUGCCCUCCACAAUCAAAGAAUUGAUCUUGCAAAAGAAAUUACAGUCCGAUGGUUCCAAUCUAUUUGGCGAGUACAAGAUCUCCCUAAUGGAGGGAUGAAGAUCACCAAUGAUGGUAAUUCUUGUGGAUCAUUGGGAAUAGAUUCAGAAUUUGUUUCAGACAGAUCCAUUGCUUAUCAUAAACAGAUAGAUACAAUGUUUGAAUUCCUUAAUCUGUCUCUCUAUAAUUUUUUCCAGAAUGAUAUGACAGCAGCAUGCAUAGCUUUUGAAAAGGCCAAAAGUGCUACUAGUUUUGGAGGUUUAGAGCAAUGCAUGAGAAAAUAUGUGAUGUUUCUGGUUUAUGAUGCGUCGAGCUUGAAGGAGGAUGGUCCUGAUGGCACCAUUAAGAAGAUAUUGGAGUUAUAUACAGAUGGUUCCUUUCAGGCAUUGCUAGUCCCCAAGGUGUUGACAAGAAAAUUUGUUGACAGCAUCAAGAAGCCAAGACUACAGCAUCUUAUUGGUAACAUAGUAAGUCCAGUUCCAUUCGACUGUUCUCUACUAAAUUUGAUACUUCAAUCAUGGUUUGGUUCAUCUCUUUUACCCCAAACUAUUAGUGAUCCUAAACAUUUGGUGGAUUUUGUUGAAGCUAUUAUGGAGGCCGUUCCCCACAACUUCCAAUUAGCUAUUACUGUGUGCAAGCUAUUGAUCAAGCAAUACAAUUCUUCUGACUCAAACCCAACCAGUCUAUUGUUUUGGGCUUGUUCAACCCUGGUAAAUGCAAUUUUAGAUUCCAUUCCAAUUCCACCAGAAUACGUCUGGGUGGAAGCUGCAGAGCUUUUGCACAGUGCUAUGGGCAUUGAGGCAAUAUUUGACAGGUUUUAUAGAAGGGCUCUAUCAGUGUAUCCAUUUUCUAUCAUGUUGUGGAAAUACUUCUAUAAGCUAUAUAUGAUCAGUGGAGAUGCAAAAGAUGCUGUUGAUGCAGCAAAAGAAAGGGGUAUUGAACUCGAUUAA
This is a messenger RNA of Sphenostylis stenocarpa, 5085 nucleotides long. NCBI's taxonomy places the organism in Eukaryota, Viridiplantae, Streptophyta, Magnoliopsida, Fabales, Fabaceae. The record is from the annotation of a GenBank genome assembly.